AUGGCGGAUUGUGUUCGACUCACUCAGGGUGGGGUCUCUGGUCAACAGUCAUGGGCGGGGCUUGUGCAGAGUGAUGUCACAUUUUACAUGCUAAACUUUGAAUGCAUCACAGAGUUCUUGAAGUAUCCUUCCUCUGAUUGGCUAAGAGGCACCGAAGACUUGUUCACUCCACCCUCCCCAGCCGUUUCCCAACAAUGGACUUAUCGUGACGGGAAACUGGUCAAUCUACCUGUCAGCGUCCUGGUGGAGGGUGACAUCAUCUCUUUACGCCCUGGCAGUGAAGCGCCAACUGAACUAAGAGGAAUUCAGGAAGAAGAGCAUGUUGUUUUAUCCCGCAGUGAUGUGUUUAGUCAUCUCUCCUCUCCACCUUCGCCAUUGGACAAUGGAAGGCCCCGCCCACAUCGUUUGCUUCAACCACAGCUCUUCAGGGUAACAAAGUCUCCAGCGGCUGAGGUGGUUCAGAGGUGUUUGGAGCUUUCUCAAGAGAGGCCUGUGUCUGUUCUGGAUAAUGAACGAUUUACUGUGCAAAGUUUACUAGAAAGAGGCCCAGCGCCUUUUGUGCUGGUGCUGCUUCUGGGGCUGAAUCUGUUGCGUAUUUUGUUUGGCGCUCCAGGUGUUGGACCGUGGCCUGUCACACUCCUGCAGUUACCUGUGAAUGGUGUUUUGCCUUUGUUGCCCCUGACUUUCCCCCUGCUUUGGGUUCUUGUGUGCAUGUACGGAGAGGCCCGUGUUCUUUUACAGAUGGGCUCUCAGCCAGCGGACUGGUGGGAAAUGUGGAAGCUGACCUGCAAGAAAUGUUACUCAGUCUUCUGGGGUCAAACAUCGACACUCUGCCACACUGCUAGUUUGCUACACAGUCUGGGAUCUGUAACUGUCCUGUGUUGUGUUGAUAAACAGGGCAUUCUCUCAUGGCCCAGUCCAAACCCUGAGAAGAUUCUGUUCUUUAGCAAGUCCACCUCAUCACAAGAGACAGAAAGACAGAGGCAAAAAGAGAGAGAAAGAGACAAAGAAACAGAAGAGGUCGGCCUGCAGGAUGCCAUUCAGGUAAAAAAAAACAAAAAGCAUAUUUUGAUUAAAAUGAGUCUGCUUUCACGAGUCAUCACAAGGUCUCAUCUGAUGUCUUUAUUCUCAAUCCGCUCAAUCUGCAGUCUGCAGAUGUUAAGUUUGUCGGUGGGUCAGGCUCAAUGCGAUGACUCACGGGUGCAGUUUGAUGACGCAUGCUGGCAGCGUCACGCCCCCUCUCUUCGGCCUCUGGGAUUGGCUGUGCAGUUGGUCCUCUGUGACCCUGGAGUCGCCACCCGCAUACUCCGCCUCUCCGACCACCUGACCCAUGCCGCGCUGGUGCACACUCGACCCCCAUGUCAGCCGGUCCGCCCACCCUGGGGCCUCUGCCAUCUACCGAGGAUUCUGGGCUUCUCCACCUCCGCGAAAGAGCCUUUCGAGCAGAGAAUGAGUGUGGCAGCCUACACCCUGCCCUCCGUCGCCUGCCCUGGAGACCCAGGGAUCAUUGCUCCACCUUCUGUGUCAAUGAGACGGCUUCCUUUCUCACAUCUCAUAGCACUGCUGGUGCACCACACUUACACCGGUGAGCACACGCACAUGUACAGUAUAAAUGCAUCAACAUUCCUGGAUGUUUGUGACAUUACAACAUCACAGCCAAUAGUAAACAGGACCAUGAGACAGGACACAUGUCCCGGCGAUCGUCAGUUGUUCUCAUAUGGCUCGGCUGAUGUAAUUUUGGGUGCAUGCACUGAAUUCUGGGAUGGAGAGGAUAUUCAACCCCUCACAGACUCUGACAGGAAGAAAGUUGUGGAUUUUUAUCAGCGUUCCUGUAUGGCUGGUCAGUGUGUUGCUGUUUCCUUUAAGCCGCUGUUACAACCACAUGACCCAGAAAUAGAUGACACCUGUGUGGAACUGCCUUUGAACCACAGUACUGACACUACAGAUGACGUCUCUAUCACACCCCUCAGGCAGCAGAUCUUUCUGGGUCUGGUGUCCUCACAGUAUCAAGCCCGUCCUGAUAUGGUCAGACUUAUCUCAGGGCUGGACAGUGCUUGCAUCCGUUUUGUCUAUUUUUCCAGUGAAGAGGAAGUUCGGAGUAAGGUGUUUGCCGAGAAAAUGGGACUGGAGACGGGAUGGAACUGUCAUAUCUCCCUCCAAUCAGAGAGCUUCCCUCUCGACCCAGAUAACGUGGAGGAGCCGGUGACCGAGGAAGAGGAGGACAUUCUGCUGAGAGACAGUGUCAGAGAGAGGGCAGAGUCAAGAGCAACUGAGCAUGAUGGAGCAUGUCUCAUCGAGGACCUAAACAGGGCCAAACUUCCAAAAGGAAUAGAGAAUGUGAGGCCACAUCUGGAGAACAUUGAUAAUGUUCCGUUGCUGGUCCCUUUAUUUACAGACUGCACAUCACAGACUGAAUGUGAGAUGGUGUGUAUCAUGCAGGAUUAUGGAGAGGUCGUGUGCUGCCUCGGGAGCAGUCAAAACAUCAACAACAAUGAAAUUUUCUUACAAAGUGAUAUCAGCAUUGCUUUAGAUCCUCUGGUUUCCACAUGUUGCUGGUCCAAUUCUGAUGCAGCUGAUGCAGCUUUGAACACAUCAGACUCUUUAAGUGUAAUUCAGCUCUCUAGCGCCAUCUGUGGGUUGGCUUGUACAGUACAGUUUAACCAACAAGACAACAACACCGUCAUCAGGCUCAUCAAACAGGCACGUCACACCACGGCAGGCAUCAGAAAGUGUUUUCUGUUUUUGCUCCAGUGUCAGCUGUCCCUUGUCCUCAUUCAGAUUCUGGCAUGUGUGUGUCAACUUCCUCCUCCUUUGGGCACAAGUGAUGUCCUCUUUCUGUCCUGUUUCUAUUUUCCCUUACUGAGUGUGUCCCUUCUGGGAAAGCCAUCUGACAAUUCCAUCAUGAAAGUUCCUACUGGGAAAAAUCUCAGAUUCCUACCAAAAAAGACAUUGCGGCUGUUUGUGCUGUGUUUGCUGGUGAAGUUUGGUCUCACCGUGUGCACCUUUCUCACAUGCUUUGGCCUCAUGCUGCACAGUUUCUGUCUUGAUAUUAACCAUCAAGAUGAAGAUCUGUGUCACCCAGCAUCAUUGCUCAUGAAUUCAACAGUGUGGUCUCCCGACUGGUACGGCAGACACUCAGAUGGUCUAAGUCUGGCGCAGAAAGUCAUCGCCUUUCUUGUGCUGCUCAAUGCCAUGUGUACUUCUAUCAGUCAUGUGCAUCGCUCAGCUCCCAUGUGGAAACAGAGCCCACUGAGCAACCAUUGCUGGUGUGCUGUCAUCUGCAUUGUGCCAGUUCUUAAUGCUUCUUUGGCAAUGGUUUCCCGCUUCAUGUGGCAUGACCCUGACCUCCACCACAUGUUCUGUAUCUCUGAUAUUCCCAUGGCAUCCUGGGUGUUAGGAAUCCUCUGGCUGAUCCCGCUGGUCUUUAUCAAUGAGGGCAUCAAACUGCAUGAGAUCAGGAUGAGGGUGAGAUACCAGAAACGUCAGAAGCUUCAAUUUGACACCAAACUCGGCAUGAACUCCCCUUUUUGAUAUGUCUGUCAAAAACAAGUCUCAAAAAAACAUACAAACCUUUUCAUAUUGUCACCACACAUAAGAAUUAGAGAAAAUACAGAUUCAGUAUUAAGAGUGUUGACCUUUAGGUGGCAGUACUGCAAUGAGAACAACAUUAGCAACCUCUAAAAAACACACUCUCUAGUCUGCCAAUGCUAAUUUCAUUUUAUCAACAUGAAGUUAUAUCACCUUACUUACUUUCAAGUUAUUUUACUGCAUGGAGACACCUCAAUCUCUCAUGUUGAUUCUACCACCCCCCCCCACCCCCCCCACCCACAGGUUAAUCUUUCUGAUUUCCUUGAUUGCCUUAUAAUCAGGCUUUAACUACAUGUAUUAUUUUAGUAUUUACUUUUUUAAUGACUCAAUCAAGCACAACCUUUGUUUAGAAUUAUACUUUUCAAUAUUAAGUAAACACAGCACAGCAAAUGUCUUUAGUAUUGUCCAUGCCUUCUAAUAAAACUCAUUUAAUAUACUGACAUUUGAUGUUAUCAUAAAAAAAACCCAAAGCCCAAUAUAUAUUAUCGCCCCGUGAACAGAUGGAUGUGUUAAGUGCUUUUAAUAAAAUGUCAUUUAUGAGAUGCUGGGUCAGCAGAUAUGAGAGUAAUUGACUUGUCAUUCUCCGUGCGUGUGUGAACAUAGUCAUCUACCUGAACACACUUUACUGAUGUCUGAAUUUACACUAUAUAGAGAAACGAGCAGCUUUAUGAUAUAAAAAUGCUUCUGCACACCAGGGAAGGUGCAUGUGUAUUAUUGAGUGUAUGAUAAAUCUCUCACACCCAUCUCCCCUUUGCCGCCUCCGUUAAAACAAUGGAAGUCGCUGAUUCGGCACUCUGUGUUUGCCAUAAAACUCCCUUAUCAGCUUCCUCUACCUACGGAACAAGCUUCCUCUGUCCUCAUUAAUCUUUUACUGAUAAAAUGAAGGUUAACAAACUCUUAAUUCAUCUAAGGAAUAUCACCCGUCGUUUAAAAUCUCUUGUGUGUGUGUACCUGUGAUCACUUAAUGGUGACUACAGUUUCUCUCAUCAAGGCCAAAGGUUGCUAAGCAACCUCACCCUCAGUUACUGUCCUUUUGGCAGAUGAGGCUUUGAAUACAGAUGUAUAUAUAUAUAUAUUUAAAUUCAUAAACUAAAGGGAACACACAUUUUGCGUGUGAUUAUCAUUGCUGUGCCUUGCUGUAGUGGCUAGAUUUA
Cyprinus carpio (common carp) is the source of this 4742-nucleotide messenger RNA. RefSeq names its product transmembrane protein 94-like. The transcript has 25 exons. Bases 1 to 3531 code for a protein of 1176 amino acids. The record is from RefSeq and is a predicted model, not a curated record. Gene Ontology annotation, molecular function: nucleotide binding. Lineage: Eukaryota; Metazoa; Chordata; Actinopteri; Cypriniformes; Cyprinidae.